Paramecium primaurelia is the source of this 2465-nucleotide messenger RNA. The record is from the annotation of a GenBank genome assembly. Lineage: Eukaryota; Ciliophora; Oligohymenophorea; Peniculida; Parameciidae.
AUGCUUCGAACUUGUCUAAAAUAGCGAAUCUAUACAUAUUCUUCUAUUCGAGACAGAAUCAAUCAAGAGAGAGCUGAAAGAUUGAAGAAUUUACCAACUACAACUUAAGAAAAAAUAAGAAAUUUUGGCAUUAUAGCACAUAUCGAUGCAGGCAAAACAACAACUACAGAAAGAAUGUUAUUUUAUGCAGGAGCCAUUCCAUUCCCUGGUGAAGUUCAUGAUGGUACUACUACAAUGGAUUUCAUGCCAUAAGAAAGACAAAGAGGAAUCACUAUUAGAUCUGCAGCUAUAUCCUUUAAUUGGGCAAAUCAUUAAUAUAAUCUUAUAGACACUCCUGGACAUAUUGAUUUUACUGCUGAAGUAGAAAGAUCUCUUAGAGUUUUAGGUAACAAAUUAUUAAUAUCUAAUUAUUUACAGAUGGAGCCAUUGCAAUCUUUGAUGGAGUCUCUGGUGUUCAAACAUAAUCAGAAACAGUAUGGUUAUAAGCUAAUAAAUUUAAUAUUCCAAAAAUUGCAUUUGUUAAUAAAAUGGAUAGAUAAGGAGCAUCAUUAGAAUAUACAAUAUAAUCAAUGAAAGAUAGAUUAAAUAUCAAACCUUUUAUGUAUUUAUUUAUAUAUUAUACUAGAAUGUAGAUUCCUGUUGGAGAAAUUGAUUAUUUCAAUUCUGUUAUUGAUUUAUUAUCUUUCUAAGAGAUUAUUUGGUUAGACAAAUAUGGAUCAGAAGUUUAAUUCAGAGAUAUUGAUAAGUCUCAUCCUUAUUAUGAUAAAGCUAUUAAAGCAAGAGAUGAUCUAUUAUCAAAUGUGUCUGAAUAUGAUGAAACAAUUGCAGAACUCUAUUUAGAAGACUCUAAAGAAUUAUUAAAUUAACAAUUACUACUUUAAUCUAUUAAAUAGAUCAUUAAUACAAAUUAUAAUCAAUGUUGUCCUAUAUAUUUUGGAUCAGCACUUAAAAAUAGAGGUGUAUAACCAAUAUUAGAUGCUGUUCAUUAAUUAUUACCUGGACCAAGUGAGAGACCAUUGAUUUUUGAUAUAAAUAAUCCAAAUAAUAAAAGAAAGUUAGAUAAGAGUGAAAAAUUAACUGCAUAUGUGUAUAAGGUUUUAUAAGAUUAAGAUUUGGGUUUGCUUGGAUUUACUAGAAUUUAUUCUGGUGAAAUGAUAUAAAAAUAAAAUUAUUUCAAUAGUACAAAGGAUGAAUUAAUAAAGAUUGGUAAUCUCUAUAGAGUUAGAGCUAAUAGAUAUGUUCCUAUUAAUAGUGUUUAAGCAGGUGAUAUUAUUGCAAUUCAAUCAAAAUAAGCUGUUGCUGGUUCUACUAUUAUUGGAUCAAAUGAUGAUAAGUAUAAUCUAUUUUAAUUUAUUUAUUUAGAUUUGUAUUACAAUAAUUGCAAUUACCUUAAUGUGUUUUCUUUGCUAAUUUAGAAUAUGAAUCAGCCAAAGACAAACUCAAAUUAGAUUAGGCUCUAUAAUAGUUAUAAUUGGAAGAUGAGAGUUUGAAGAUUACAGUAGCUGAUGAAACACUUAUUACUAUAGGUGGACAAGGUGAAUUGCAUCUUGAAAUUGUUGUUUAAAGAUUAAAAGAAGAUUUUGGUUUAAACACAAAACUUAAGAAAUUGCAAGUAGAAUACAAAGAAAGUAUUAGUGAAGAAGGUGUUUUGGAAAUCAAAUAUUAAGAUUUACUUAAAGGAAGACCUUUAUGGUUUAAAUUGAAAUUAAAAUUAUAACCAAGUGAAUAAUAAGAAAAUGAAGUUAUUUUUGAUUUUGAUAGAGAAAAUGAUUUUGAUAUCCUAUAUAAACAAUUUAAAGAAACCUAACUUAGAUAAGUGGCUACUUAGAAAAAUGAAACUUCAGUAAAAUAUAUUAAGAAUCCUUGUAAAAAUAUAGAAGUAGAAACAAUUAUUGAUGAUCAUGGAGAAGAAAAAGCUUAUCAUAUAUCUUCAUUACAAUUUCCUAUGUUUUAUCAUUUAGAGAAGUCAAUCUUAGCCUCACUUAAUAGAGGUUUCUUGAAAUCUUAUCAAAUGCAAGGCAUUAAAGCUACUUUAUUAGAUGGUGCUUUCUCUGUAAAAAGAACUUCAGAUUUAGCUAUUGGUAGAGCAGUCUAAAAAUUAAUGUCAGAAAUACAUCCAUUACUUAAAGUAUAUAUAUAUAUAUAUAAUUUAGCCAAUUAUUCUUGAACCUAUUAUGGAUUUAGAGAUCUCUUGUCCUAAUUCUUUAUAGUAAAAAAUCAUUAAUGAUUUGAUUUCACAUAGAAGAGGCAAAAUCAUAGAAAUUAAAUAAGAUUAAAAUAGAGCAGGCUCAAAAAAUAGUAAUCGAGUCAUUAUUACUGCCACAAUACCAUCAUAAGAAACUAUUGGUUAUUCUACUGCCAUUCGUUCAAUUUCUUAAGGAGAAGCAUUCUUCUCUAUGAUAUUUAAAAAAUAUGAAUAUGUUGGUGGUCAAAAAUAAAAUGAACUAAUAUCUGAGAUCUUUUGA